UCGAAGCAUUCACAGCGAUUCACUCGUUGGAGAAGUUGUAAAUAUAUACAUAGCCUCUGUAUUUCUCUUGUGUUCCUAUCGUCAAAUUCAAGAUGAAGGCUGUAUUCCUCUUCGCUGCGCUCUGCGCUGUUGCCGUCUACCAAGUGUCUGCUGCCGCCGGUUCUUGCCACCUGCGAGAGCUGGACCUCUGCGCAGCCACCCUGCUGCUGUUCAACCAGAACCCAUCUGGCGUGGCCACCACUGACAACGAAGUUGACAAGCAGUGCGGUUUCCUCCGGGAAUCUCAGGAAUGCUUCAAGAACUACACGACUCGCUGUGCCACUCCCCUGCAGAGGGAACUUAUUGGCUUCGUCUCUGAGGGUUCCCAGGAAGUGUUCACCAAGUUCUGUACUCGUGACACCGACGUCAGGAGGAACUACCUCAAGCACGCUCCUUGUCUUGGUCAGACCAUGCCAGAGGCUAGGAAGUGCCUGAACGAUGUCCAGGUCGGUCUUGAGAAGGUCACCACCACUCCAUUUGCCCAGCGUGUCCCCACCGGAUGCUGCAUCUACCACAGAUACCAGGAGUGCAGUCGCCAGGCCGUCGAGAGCAGGUGCGGCCCUGAAGCCGUCGAGUUCGGUCAGAUCCUCCUCCGCAUGGCUGCCUCCAACCUCCCAGACGUCAUCUGCAACCAGUGCAGCCACGAUGAGAACCAGUGCAACCAGCUUCUCCCACCAAAGGGCACCAAGCCCAGCGGAAAGUCCAACUCCGUGCUCUCUCGUCUCUUCUCUGCCUACCUUGGCAACUAAGUCGGCUGCGACAUGCCACCCAGUCAUCUUGUCCAAACAACUACAGCCACUAAUGACAGACUGUACCUUGUGGACAUUGCGACGUAUCGCAUAGGUGGUGUUCCACGCGAACGCAAAGUCUGUUAGACAUACGUUGUUUCUUCUGUUAGAUUACCUAAGUCAAACACCUCUGCAUUCCUGUGCUCUCUUAUCUCCUCGCGGUUUCACUGCUUCAGUCAAUUGGAAAGAACCUCUACAAUUCAGAAAUUUACAGUUCUCCAGCAAGCUUGGGCUACUUUCGGCCCAUUAAUAUGUGAAUCAAAAAGACUUAAUAUCGAAAAGCGGUAAACCGCGUUCCUUGUUGGUUGUGUUUAUUGCAAAGCGAGAAUGUCUUAUUUCUUGAAAAGGGUAAUGUGAUCUCACAGUUAAAAACAACAGCAAUGUGCUGGAAAGUGAUCUAUACGUGAGACACUGCUUGACAGGGCGAGAAUGGAGAGCGUUUCUGUGUGUAUUGUUGUUUUAUCAGUGGACUGAACGUCCACGGCAUAUGUGCGUGUAUACUAAUGCCACCUCGCACAGAGUUUGGUGGAAAACAUUUGUAGAAUGUUUGUGAAUAAAGACCAAAUGUUAUUAUUGUUUACAAUA
Molecule: messenger RNA, 1412 nt
Organism: Ornithodoros turicata
Lineage: Eukaryota; Metazoa; Arthropoda; Arachnida; Ixodida; Argasidae
Exons: 4
Coding region: 93-788 (231 amino acids)
Source: RefSeq, a predicted model, not a curated record